UUGAACAAUCGUCAAUAAAAUAAAUAAAGUAAUAAAUAAUUUUAAUAGUAAAAUAUAAAAACAUGUCUACAUUGGACUCGCCGAUUCCGCUUUCCGAUAUAGAGUCGGUGCUGGCUUGGGUAGAUACUUUCAAGCUGUCAAGACCGACUAAAAAGAUUAACAGGGACUUUUCUGAUGCUGUUCUCCUCGCUGAAAUACUGUGUGUGCAUUACCCGAAACUGGUGGAGAUGCACAACUAUCCCCCUAGGAACAGUCAUGCCCUGAAGCUGAAUAACUGGAUGACCCUUAAUAGGAAGGUGCUGAAGAAACUAAAGCUGAAUCUGUGCUGCAACACCAUGGAGCAGCUGGCUAACUGUGCGCCGGGGGUGAUAGAACGAGUGCUGCUUAUGGUUCGAGACAAAAUUCGUCGAGACGAAGAACUAAACAAGAGUGUGAAGGAUGCCGAACAGAAUGUCUCCAGUGGAGGCAGCUACUAUGAAGCCUGCGGCGAUGAUGAAAACGUAUUGGUGGUGCCGGUGAAGACGAGGGUCAACGGUGUACUGGAGACGGUUCAGCAGAAGGUGGUCAGCUACGACUCGUACCUUUCGCUGAAGGAGGAGCUGAAGGAUGCCAAGGACUCCUCAGAGGUGCUGAAGCAAAAGGUGGAACAUUUGGAUAGCUUGUUAAAAUUGAAAGAUGAAAGGAUAGACGAACUACAGAAGCAACUAGAUAGGAAGCAAGCGAGACGCAAAGAGGUCGAGGCUUUCCAGAAUAGUCUUGCUGUCCCUUUCGAAACAGUACAAUCACCAGUGAUAGCUGAUAUAACACCGAACCUUAGCAGGAAAUCAUCGCUGAAAACCAUAGAAUCCAAUCCAAAAAUGUCUAAACCAGAAGAAUCUAAGAUACCAGUACCUAAAGUAGAACCCGCUGUAGUCAGAUCUUUUUCUAAACCUAGCAUUACUGAAGUAACUUCUACAGAGCUAAUUAAUAACCAAAUUAAUUUGGAAAGGAUCAAGUCUGAUGUUUUUAAAGAGGUUGAAAUAGUCGACGCUAUUGAAGAAAAACGUUUAGAACCUAAAAGUGACGAAGGAGAUGGGGAUAGUCUAGAAAUCGAUCAACAAAUUGAUCAACAGAAUGAAGAGGCCUUUAAAGAUAUCAAUGAAAAGAAUCUUGAUGAUCCUCAAGACGUUGAAGAGUUUAAAGACAGUGAACAAGACACUAUUAUAACAAUUGAAGAGACUAUACAAAAAGAAAUAACAGACAUAGUUAUUGCCUCAGAACCUACUUAUUUUAUGUAAGGUAUGACGUCAUUCAUUGUAAAGUUUUGGAAUGGUUUACAAAAUUUUCUAGUCAACACAGCUUGUUUGUUAGGAUUAA
Messenger RNA from Ostrinia furnacalis (Asian corn borer), 1356 nucleotides. RefSeq names its product sperm flagellar protein 1. Lineage: Eukaryota; Metazoa; Arthropoda; Insecta; Lepidoptera; Crambidae. Gene Ontology annotation, biological process: regulation of cytoskeleton organization. The transcript is spliced from 5 exons. The record is from RefSeq and is a predicted model, not a curated record. Gene Ontology annotation, cellular component: axoneme. The coding region runs from base 63 to 1277 and encodes 404 amino acids. Gene Ontology annotation, molecular function: microtubule binding.